Molecule: messenger RNA, 3533 nt
Organism: Zootoca vivipara (common lizard)
Lineage: Eukaryota; Metazoa; Chordata; Lepidosauria; Squamata; Lacertidae
Product: tumor necrosis factor receptor superfamily member 1A
Biological process (GO): inflammatory response; signal transduction
Cellular component (GO): signaling receptor complex; membrane raft
Molecular function (GO): tumor necrosis factor binding; tumor necrosis factor receptor activity
Source: RefSeq, a predicted model, not a curated record
UUGGCUUCCUGUGCUUUAAGGAACUUGGAUUACUAGGCAAGCAGGUUUCACUCUCCUCUCCGCCUGUGGGGAGGCCUUGCCAGAGGAGACGGAGCGAGGGGGCCCCCCUGCCUGCAGAUGUAAGGGACGAGCUGGGCCAAAAACUAUGGCCCCACUGGGGCUGUUCCCAGUUUUAGUGGCGAUGGUCAACUUGAACCUAAUUCAGACAGAAACUGGGGGGUCAGUGGGGGUAACCCUGAACCCUGUUACCAAACCUAUCCCUGCAGUGGUUGUGGACAAGGAUGCCUUCAUCCACUCCAGCAGUAAACAAAAGAGGGAGGUGGAUUGCACAGGAGGAUACUAUCUUCACCCAAAUAAAACCCACUGCUGCAUUAGAUGCCACAGAGGAACGUUCGUUGCACAACACUGUUUAGACUCUGAUAAGGCAACAAAGUGCUCAGUAUGCUCUGAGGGUUCCUUCAUUGAUGGAGAUAAUAGCUCUGAGCAGUGUCGCGGAUGCCGACGCUGCCGCCCAACCUUUGGACAAAUAGAGAUAUCCAAAUGUACCAGUGAGCACGACACAGUUUGCGGUUGCGGCAGAAAUCAGUAUCAAAGUAGCCACAGUGAUGAAUUCAUGUGCAAGAAUUGCAGUGCUUGUCCCAAUGGAAGAAUCAGGCUAUCUUGUACCAAAUUCAGUGACACAAUAUGUGAGUGUCGUCCUGGAUCCUUUCUCCAAAAAGACGAAAACAAAUGCUACCCAUGCAGCAGCUGCAAUGAGAAAGAAUGCAAGAUGGACUGCGACCUUUCCGAUCCAGUGAUGAAGCCAGAAAAUUCACAACACACACUUCUCACUAUACUAGUUGUCGCAUUCGGAACUAUCUGUGUAUUGCUGUUGGUGAACACAUUUCGCAAACGAUCCUGUCAGAAGAGGUUCAGAUCCAGUUUCUGUCCAUAUGCUCCAAAUCUGCAGCCAACAAGUGAACCUUCCUCAGAGGUGGUAGAGAAAGCGAAAAGCACAUUUCUGGAACAAAACCAGACAGGCAAUCUUUUGCUACAGAAAGCCACACCAGCUGACCUCCCAGAUUGUGUAAGGGUGGCAGGAGAGACACAAAUCCCAGAUCGUCCUGAAGUUUUGUAUGCUGUGGUGGAUCAUGUACCGCUGCCUCGGUGGAACGAAUUUGUGCGGCGCCUGGGACUGAAUGAAAUUUCAAUAGAGAGGAUUUAUGCAGAACAUCGGCACAUUCGGGAAGCACAAUAUGUCAUGCUGAGACAGUGGAGGCAGCAAGCAGGCCACGGUGCCACUGUAGAGCGCAUCUGUUAUGUUCUCAACCAAAUGGAGAUGAGUGGCUGUAGUGAGACUAUUCAGGAGGACCUGUCCAAACUGCCUUAGAUGUACUGCAUCAGUACUCACUCACACCAAGCACAAUCAUCUCUUGAUGACUUGUAGCGUCGUGGUGGAUUGUGUGUUUGAAUGUGCCAUUAUGCCAUAAACAGAACUUGUAGGUGUAUUACCUCCAACACAAUGUUUUUUUCAAUGGAGUAAGCUCACUGUGUUCCAUUCUUAAACAAUCAAGAAAUAUGUGUCUUCUGCCCAUCCCUGUCAAGUCUAAGCCCUCCUUUCAGAGGGCUUAUCUACUCUUCCUUUUGUCCUGCUGCUUCCCCCGCCCAGGGGAAACUGCUCUUUAGCUCGUAAUUGGAGCAAAUGGCAAUCUGGUUUUCCGCCGUUCUUAUCUAUUUCUUAAAGAGUGGGUUUUCUUGGAAAGGAGCGGGGCAAAUGGCAAACCACUUGGAGCCAUGCUUUCUAGGCAUGGCACAAGCAGAAGCGUGUGCAAGCCCAGAGUUAGAUUUUGGCCUCUUCACUUGCUUGUCAUCUACAGUACUUUAUUAUUCUUUUUUGUAGAGACUGAAAAGCAAGAGACUUAAUCAAAUACGUUUCUGAGCACAAUUCAAAGUGUUGGUGCUGACAUUUAAAGCCCUAAACAGCCUCGGCCCAGUAUAUCUGAAGGAGCGUCUUCACCCCUAUCCUCCAGCUCCGAGGGCCUCACUGCGAGAACUGAAGCUAUAUGGAACCAGGCAGAGGGCCUUCUCGAUAGUGGUGCCCGCCCUGUAGGACACCCUCCUUCAGAUGUCAAGGAAAUAAACAACUACCUGACUUUUAGAAGACAUCUGAAGGCAGCCCUGUUUAGGGAAGUGUUUAAUGUUUGAUCGUGUUUUUAAUAUUCUGUUGGAAGCCGACCAGAGUGGCUGGGAAAACCCAGCCAGGUGAGCGGGGUAUAAAUAAUAUUUUUUAAAUUAAAUGUUCUACUUUAUAGGAUUGUGAGAAUGUCUCCCGGCCUUUUCUGAUCCAAGGCUCUUUCAAUCCCAACCAGCUUGAAUGUGUGUGGGUUUUUUUUAAAAAAAACAACAACAACAAACCCAAAUGUAUAUAUCCAUUUUCAUAUAUUUUGAUGUCUCUCUUUCUGCCUCCCACAAGGUCUUCUUCAGGGCAUGCAUACACUACAGACAUCUUGUUUAACUGUGGUUUCUUUUGUGUAUGGAACAUUGGAAAUGGUUGUUUGGAGCACUAACAGACAAUUUUAGCUACUGUAAAUUGGCAGGAAGACUUUAGAAUCAUAGAAUCGUAGAGUUUGAAGGGACUCAAGGGUAAUCUAGUCCAACCCCUGCAAUGCAGGAAUCUCAGCUAAAGCAUCCAUGACAAGUCGCCAUCCAAGCUUUGCUUAAAAAUCUACAAGGAAGGAGAGUCCACAACCUCCCAAGGGAGACUGUUCCACUGUCUAAUAGCUCUUACUGUCAGAAAGUUUUUUCUGAGGUUUAGUCAGAAUAUCCUUUCUUCCAACGUUAAGCCAUUGGUUUGAGUCCUACCCUCCAGAGCAGGAGAAAACAAGCUUGUUCCCUCUUCCAUUGAUGUGCGACUAUCAUAUCUCCUUUCAGUCUCCUCUUUUCCAAGCUAAACAAUCAAUACCCAGCUCCUUCAACCGUUCCUCAUAAGGCUCAGCCUUUAUAGAACUAGCAUAAAUGAGUAGUCAUAAUCUCGCUCUAAAUCUUUGCUUGUCUUUCCCACCAUCAUAUUCUUUCUCUCUUCCUUUUUUAAAAUAAAAAAAAAAUCCAAUAUUGUGGGGACAUUUGUGCAACCCACCAAAGGAUAAGCUUUGGAUAAGCUCCAAUGAACAUAGUGGGAUUUACUUCUGAGUAAAUGUACACAAGCUUGCACUGGCAGUUGGCAAAAAUUGAACUCUCCUGGACAGCAUAAAGUUAAUGAGAGUUAGGAGGAAAUAUUUCAAUCUGAGAUUCAGUGGAGGUGCUCCAGCAUAAAUAGUACUUGUUGGUUGAUUGGUGUCUGUCUGUUUCGAGAGACAAUGGAGUGUGCCUCUGGGAGUGAAGCCUGGGCAGUGUGUAUGGAGGUCCUGGGAAUCGCAGUUUUAUCUGUAUAUAUUUGCCGUUUGGGCUAAGUAAUGCAGUUAAGUAUUUUGUAUAUACUUUUGUUGUAUAUUUGUGUAACCCUUGUUAUAACUGAGCGACCAAGUCUCUCACAAAAUACAGCAAGACAAAUGUGC